UAAUUAAAACAAUAUUUCAAAAUACUUUUUAUAUACAAAAUAUAUAUACUAUAUUUACAACCAAUACGAUCGAUUCAUAAACCAUAACAGUCGUAUAUACCGCCAUCAACCUAACGAGCUCAUUGAACCAUACAAUACAUUUCAAUAUUGAAACAAACAACCCAAACAGCCAGAAAUAUAUCCAAAAACCAGCAAAUCAAUAUAACACAAAGAUGGGUCAAUUUACCGAGACACGGCUAUCGCACAAUCCAAUGACACUUGAAGAAGAUAUAGAAGAAACAUGGUCAGAAGGACACAUUCACAACAAGCAACCAGCUCCAAAAGAGUCCGAAAAUGGAAAUCUAUCUGGCAUCCACCCUGCCUAUUCAUUUCAGUCUCCGAUAAAAGACACUACAGAAGUAGCAAUCAUCUUGGCAAAACUUCAAUUCAUGGCAACCGGCUUGGUCAUUAUUUAUUUCCGAUUGACUUCCCAAUUUGAACUUCUGGCCUUGAAGUUUCGUAAAAUUUCACUACACUCAUCGAUGGAUAAUAGCUUGUUACUAGAAAGUAUCUUGAUGAAUGAUUGGUACAAGGGUCAAAACGAUAACAGAAAUAUUUAUUCUUGGAUACGGGAUUCGGAUGGGAAAACCAUGGAAAGGAAGGGAUGUUGGGUGAUAACUUGUAAGGGAUUAUCGAAAGAUGAGAAACCUGAUGGAACUAUGGAUUUGAAAGAGAGGAGAAACUUUCAAGAAGCCAAUACUUCGGAAUGGGAUAUUGCGAAUAGCACAUUAUUUGUCCCAAGUAAACAGACAAGGCUAUUGAUGGAAAUGCGCCAUGGGUGCUGUCCCGCAGUCUCCAAGGCUUUUACAGAUCCGUCGGAUUUUCUCAAUUGUAAUCUGUAUCGUGAAGGGAGCGCAGCUGAGUCUUAUUUUCAUGUAUAGAUAAAUGGGGUUUGGGACUGAGACUGAAGUUUUGAUUUGUUGGGAUAGAUCUGGAUGAUUUGGGAUGUUGGAGUUUGGGUUGUGGAGAAGGAUGUAGGACCU
This is a messenger RNA of Sclerotinia trifoliorum, 1022 nucleotides long. The record is from the annotation of a GenBank genome assembly. NCBI's taxonomy places the organism in Eukaryota, Fungi, Ascomycota, Leotiomycetes, Helotiales, Sclerotiniaceae.